AUGAUGAGACUUUUUUUAAGGAGGGACCCCAGAGCCAAGGGCAGGCCGAGCAGACCGCCUUCUCCCGCCGCAGGCUUCCCCGGUGAUGGGCUCCGCCUCCGUGUAACAAGUCCCCUCAGUCUGUGCGGGGAGCUGCACCACGGUGAUGCUGCUGUCAUCGCUCGCCUCUCCUCCGGUGGCUCCAUUGGCCUCCAGAUGUUACUCUCCCACGGCCGGGUGGAGACGGACGAGGAGUUUGACGCCGGCUGGGUGACGUACUUCAGCAAACCUGACAUCGAUGCCUGGGAGCUGAGGAAAGGCAUGAACACCCUGAUCGGGUACGACCUGGUGCCCGAGGCUAAGAUCGUGGACUCGGCGCUCAGAGCGUGCCGGAGACUGAACGACAUGGCCAGCGCCAUCCGUAUCCUGGAGGCCGCUAAGGACAAAGCCGGCCCCCACAAAGAGAUCGACCCGUACCUGAUCCAGGAGCUGUAGCCCACGCUGUCAGAGCUCAGCAUCUCCACUCCAGAACAGCUCGGCAUGGACAAGUUAUAGACCCUCCAGGUCCUUGGAUGUAUAACGAGAUGACGAUGAGCUCUUCUGAUUCCCCACUUUAAAUAUGUCUAUAUAUUGUUGAUCAAAUCCAUGCUUUCCUGUUGUGUACAAAAUGGUGGACCUAAUAAUAAAGAAACCAAUAAUUUAA
Molecule: messenger RNA, 682 nt
Organism: Trematomus bernacchii (emerald rockcod)
Lineage: Eukaryota; Metazoa; Chordata; Actinopteri; Perciformes; Nototheniidae
Product: cytochrome c oxidase subunit 5A, mitochondrial-like
Exons: 5
Coding region: 1-474 (157 amino acids)
Biological process (GO): mitochondrial electron transport, cytochrome c to oxygen
Cellular component (GO): mitochondrial inner membrane
Source: RefSeq, a predicted model, not a curated record